This is a messenger RNA of Gloeophyllum trabeum ATCC 11539, 1562 nucleotides long. RefSeq lists its product as uncharacterized. Gene Ontology annotation, biological process: ubiquitin-dependent protein catabolic process; protein polyubiquitination; positive regulation of proteasomal ubiquitin-dependent protein catabolic process. Gene Ontology annotation, molecular function: ubiquitin protein ligase activity; ubiquitin conjugating enzyme binding; zinc ion binding. Bases 1 to 1449 code for a protein of 482 amino acids. The transcript is spliced from 8 exons. Gene Ontology annotation, cellular component: ubiquitin ligase complex; cytoplasm. The record is from RefSeq and is a predicted model, not a curated record. NCBI's taxonomy places the organism in Eukaryota, Fungi, Basidiomycota, Agaricomycetes, Gloeophyllales, Gloeophyllaceae.
AUGUCUGAUUCAGACUACGCCGCCGCCGACGACUCUGACGUCGAAUAUCCUUUCUUGGACGACGAUGGCGGAGACCACGUCUGUAACGUGGACUAUGCAUCGAAAGGAAAGGAGAAAGAGCACACUACUCGGAUAUCUUUCAGGAGUCUUUCUCCGGACGAGCUCCAGAACAUGAUAGAUGAUGACAUACGCGAACUCGCUGCUAUUAUACCUUGUCAGCAACCCGUUAUUUCGAUCCUUCUCCGCCACUUCCACUGGAAUAGAGAACGUUUGCUGGAGAAGUACGUCGAGGACGCCGUGCAAAUGUUCAAGACCGUGGCAGAGCCCUACGAUCCACCUGCGAGUCCAACCCUUCGCCCAAAUAAGCGUGCUCGUUUGGAAGCACCCGCGGACGACCCGAAAUAUUCCUGCGGCAUUUGCUUCGAUGAGUAUGACAGUCAUGAUACCUUCGAGACCAGGUGCGGUCAUAGGUUCUGCAAUACCUGCUGGAAUAUGUAUCUCGAAAGUAAGAUCAAGGAAGAAGGUCAAUGCUCUAUCAAAUGCAUGGGCGACAGCUGUAAGACAGUUGUGGACGAGCCAUCCAUAGCGCAAUUAGUCGAUGCGUCUUGUUACCAACGUUACCGAAAGCUAUUGCAGGAGUCAUACGUUGCCGCAAACCCUGCGCUACGCUUUUGUCCGCAUCCUUCAUGCACACAGACCGUCUAUUGCCAAGGGGUAACCCAGUCUAUCCUGGCGAGCGUUGUACCGACCGUCUCUUGCGGCGCGGAGCAUCUGUUCUGCUUUGGCUGUGGUUUGGACUCGGACCAUAAACCGCUGAUAUGCAAGCUGGUGAAGAUAUGGCUGAAGAACUCUAGGGAAGAUGCUGGGACUGCGCAAUGGAUCAAGGCUAACACCCGUACUUGUCCUAAAUGCCAGCAGAGCAUAGAGAAGGCCGGCGGAUGCAACACGUGGAAAGAGCCAGAGCCUGAUGAAAACAUGACCGAUGCAAAGAAGUCCCUGGAAAAAUGGCUAUUUUAUUUCGACCGUUUCAACAAUCACGAGGUCUCGGCCAAUCUCGAUCAAGAGCUAGUGGAGAGGACCAAGGAGAAAGUAGUCAAGGUCCAGGAAGCUAGCAACCUUUCAUGGAUUGAGGCGAAAUUUAUGGAGGACGCGGUUGACGAGUUGACGAAAUGCCGCAGAACACUGAAGUGGACCUAUGCGAUGGCUCAUUUUCUCGCACCAGGGAACAAGAAACAAAUGUUUGAGGACCUGCAAGCAAACCUCGAAAAGGGGGUCGAAGAUCUGUCGCAGUUGCUGGAGGAACCAAUUGAUCCAGAGUCGAUCCAGAGUUUGCGUCAGAGAAUGAUUGACAAGACCGUGUAUGUCCAAAAGAGACAUGAGAUAUUACGCGAGGAUACUGCGAGUCGCCUGAGCGAGGGAAACUGGGAAUGGACCGUGCAGGUCGAGUAACGAUCAAUGUCUCCGGCUACGUUCAUAUCAACUCAUAGCUAUAAUACGGUUGGUGGCGUAUGCACUUCAGCUCCCAGUACGCACUCCUACUUUAGUAAGUACUAGGGAAGCCC